This is a messenger RNA of Ixodes scapularis (black-legged tick), 1624 nucleotides long. Its product is annotated as leucine-rich melanocyte differentiation-associated protein-like. The coding region runs from base 273 to 872 and encodes 199 amino acids. The record is from RefSeq and is a predicted model, not a curated record. Gene Ontology annotation, molecular function: protein binding. Lineage: Eukaryota; Metazoa; Arthropoda; Arachnida; Ixodida; Ixodidae. The transcript has 3 exons.
GAGCGCACGCGAGGGCCCCGCCGUCGUCACCCGUUUCGGAUCAGCCGCCGGAGAUAUGUUUAUCUCUUUGGUAACGUUUGCGCCGAGAACGAAUCAUCGCCGAUAUUGAUUUUCGGAUACGCUGGCACCCUAACUUCUAAAGGGCACGGAGCGAAGUUUCGCGACAAUCGAAAGUGUAGCCAGCGCGGCUCAGUGGGAGCGGAGUUGAGGAAACAUCGACGUCUUCCAUCGGGAUUUUGCGGUGCUUCGGUGCUCCGGAUGAUUUUGGCGACAUGUGCGCCGCACAGGCCGUGUCCGUGUCUAGGCCUAACUUGUCUCCGGCGGGGCAACAGCAAAAGAAGCAGUUGAGUUUGGCUUACGAAGAUUUGACUGUCGUGCCAUACAGCCUCAUCGAGAAAUACACGUCCGACGUCGAGGUUUUGGACUUGAGCCACAACCAAUUGAAGGACGUCCGGUUCCUGUCGCAUUUCGAGUGCCUGCACACGGUCAUCCUAGACCACAACCGGCUGGACUGCCUGUCUGCGCUGCCCGUGCUGCCCCGGCUGCGGGUGCUCUGGCUCAACUUCAACCGGCUCCUCAACGCCACGCUCUUCGUGCCGGGCUUGGCGCGCAGCUGCCCGGGCCUGCGCGUCCUCUGCCUCAUGGGCAACGAGCUGGCGCCCUCCUACCUCAACGGCGGCACCACGCAGCAGAACGCAAACUACAGGUUGUAUGUGAUCUCGCACUUCCCGGAGCUGGUGUACCUGGACGACCAGCCCGUACGCGCAGACGAGCGCCACAGGGCCCACGCCGUCCGCAGCCACAUCGCCGAGGUGCUGCAGGAGCACGACGCGUUCGUUGCCAGGAACAGCCUCCAGGGACUCCGCAAGUGAGCGGGACACAUCGCACGCCGAACUGCCAGCCCCAUCGAGACCCCAGACGACCUCGUUCUGACGGUUGGCUAAGGAGACCUCGUCUAGACAUUGACGGGACGUCAUCUUAACGUUGGACCGGGGGGACGUCAUCGCAACGCCAUACUAAGGAGACGUCGUCUAAUGAUUCUAUGGAAAAGACGUCGUGCCGACGGUUAACUGAAGAGGUGUCUAGAGGAAGUUUGAGAAGACGUUAUCCCGACGUUGAACUGAAGAGGUGUCUACACGACGUUUGAGAAGACGUCGCUUAAAGUUUGAAAUGAAGAGACGCCUACACGACGUUUGAGAAGGCGUCUUCCCGAUGUUGAACUGAAGAAAUGUUGACACAACCUCCGAGAAGACGUCUUCCCGGCAUUGAACUGAAGAGACGUCUGCACAACGUCUGAGAAGACGUCUGCACAAUGUCUGAGAAGACGUCUGCACAACGUUUGAGAAGACGUCUGCACAACGUUUGAGAAGACGUCUUCCCGACGUUGAAAUAGAAAGGCGUCGUCGACUCCUCAGUUCUAUGCGGGUAGCUGGUCUAACAGAUAAAAAAAGAAAACAAAACAUGUGGAAUCAUUUUGUGACCUGCACCUUCGCCUUGCACAUAAACGUGGUGUCUCCUGUGAAAUGCCCCGACACGCCGGGUCACUGAGAAUUUGAGCGGAAUCCAGAUACAAUAUUUUAAGUGUCGUAAUUCGGUUAUAAAUAAACAUAUUUAUUCAAAAACA